AUGGCCAUGUUUGAGUAUUCCCAAUACCCAGAUAAUCGUCCGGUAGCACCACCACCCGGUUAUGCAUUUGCACCAGGCUAUGGUUCAGCCCAAUAUCAACCCCCACGAAAUGGCAAUGGUAGCAAUUGUGACAAUUGUAAUCAACCAUGUUUUUGUAUAGCACAAAAAGGAGAUCAGGGUCCAUCUGGCCCAAUGGGCCCCCCUGGUUCUCGAGGAUUGAAUGGUGUUGGUGGUCCUGAAGGACCUGAGGGUUUGAAAGGAGAAAAAGGUGAACGAGGUUUACCAGGCUUACCCGGUCAAAAAGGUGAUAGAGGACGAUCCGGUGAACCAGGCAUGCCCGGACAUCCCGGUUUGCCCGGUCUUCCAGGCCCAAAAGGACCAUCCGGUUUACCUGGCCGUGAUGGAUGUAAUGGAACGAAAGGAGAACCAGGUCGAGAUGGAUAUAGUGGACAGCCUGGUCGUCAUGGUGAACCUGGUCCCCCUGGUCCACGAGGUCCCAAAGGUGAACCUGCCCAAGCUUUACCUGGAUUCAAAGGCGAAAUUGGACCUCCCGGAGCUCCCGGUCUCCCUGGUGCUGCUGGCUCUUCUGGUAAUCCUGGUAUUCCCGGAGCACCAGGCUCCACUGGUUUCCCUGGUCGAGGAGGUCAAAAAGGUGAUCGUGGUGAAUCCGGUCUUCCAGGUAUAAUAAAAAGAAGAUUCAAUGAAUAUUUAUAUGUUCUAUUAACUUGUUUAGGUGCACCCGGUGCUGGAUUUAGUGGUGAAAAAGGUCAAAAAGGAGAACCAGGUUCAUCUUCUCCCUAUACGCCUCCAGGUAUAGAAGAACAACAAGGUAACACCAGUUAUAUCCCAUUCUCGGUUACUGGCCCCAUGGGUCCAAAGGGUGCUAUGGGACCUAAAGGAGAACCUGGUGAGAUUGGUUAUCCUGGUGCUCCUGGUUCUGCUGGACCAUCAGGUUUAUCCGGUGAAAAGGGUAUGCCAGGACCUGUUGGACCACGGGGUCCUACUGGAUUACCUGGUCAAGCUGGUUUCCCUGGACAAGCAGGAGAUCGUGGUAGUCCUGGUUAUCCUGGUCAAGCUGGUAGCCCAGGUAGACCUGGUCAAAAUGGUUUACCAGGAGAAAAAGGUGAUCGUGGUUUUCCUGGUAUGCCUGGCAUGUGUUUAACUGAUCAAGCAGAUGGCGUAGCACCUGGACAACCAGGACCAACAGGACCUAAAGGAGAACGCGGCCCACCCGGUGGCCCAGGCUUUCCCGGUGCCCCAGGUUUACCUGGCCCACAAGGUCCAACAGGUGAUCGUGGUUUUGAUGGAGCUCCUGGUAGUCCCGGUCAACCUGGACGUGAUGGUGUCAAAGGAGCUACAGGAGAUAGUGGACGACCUGGUGACCCCGGUCCAGCUGGAUUCCCUGGCCCACAAGGUUAUCGUGGAGCUAAAGGUGAACCAGGUCCAAAAGGUGAACCCGGUCGUUCAAUUCCUGGCUCGCCCGGUCUUGAUGGUUAUCCAGGCCAAUCUGGUCUUUCAGGAGCUAAAGGUGAACGUGGUCUACGUGGUCUUCCUGGUUUACCUGGUAAUUCAACAGCUGGUGUUGGUAUGCCUGGCCCUCAAGGACCAAUCGGUCCAGCAGGUAGUCCAGGUGGCCCUGGUUUUCAAGGUGUUCCUGGUAUGAAAGGAACUAAAGGAGAUCGAGGUCUUGAUGGUGUUUGUGGUAGUCGUGAUGGUUUGAAAGGUAGCAAAGGUGAACCAGGUUAUCCAGGAGAAGCCGGAACACCUGGUCAACGUGGUUCACCAGGUGAAAAGGGUGAUCGAGGUGAUGUUGGUUCACAAGGUUAUCCUGGUAACAUUGGUUCAGCAGGUGCUCCCGGUCGAAAUGGUUUGGAUGGUGAACCAGGUGGUAAAGGAGAAAAAGGUGAACCAGCUCGUGUUUCAUCAGUACAAGGAAUGUCAGGCGAAAAAGGAACACCAGGUCUUCCCGGUUUGAAAGGUGAUCGUGGACAAAAAGGUUCACCAGGUUAUAGUGGUCGUGAUGGUCAACCAGGUGUUAUGGGUCCAGUAGGACCUAAGGGUGAUGCUGGUUAUCCAGGCCAACCAGGUCCACCAGGUAGUCCAGGUCCAAUGGGUGAUAUUGGUCCACCAGGUGCUACACUUCCAGGUGAAAAAGGUGAAAAGGGUAUUCCAGGUCCAGUUGGCAUUCCUGGAGCACCAGGUCAUUCAGGUCAAAAGGGAGAACCAGGUCGAUCAGGACCUUCAGGUUACACAUCUCUACCAGGUCCACAAGGUGAAAAAGGUGAUCGUGGAUUGUCAGGUCUUCCAGGUGCUCCAGGACUUCCAGGCCCUAAUGGCUUACCAGGCUUACCAGGUGCAGCUGGCUUAAAAGGUGAAGCAGGUCAAUCAGGUCUUCCAGGUCUUCCAGGGCCAAAAGGCAUCACAGGUUAUCGUGGAGAACCAGGUGGUCCCGGUCGUGAUGGAUCACCAGGUCUUCCAGGUCCUAAAGGAUUCGAUGGAUCACCAGGUUUACCAGGUCGUCCAGGAGAAAAAGGUGAACCAGGACUUCCAGGACCAGGCUUCCCAGGAGCCCCAGGAUCCGUUGGUUCCCCAGGUGAACGUGGAUUUCCAGGUUUACCAGGACCAGCUGGCGAAAGUGGAUUACCAGGCAUUAAAGGAGAAUCAGGCUUCCCAGGUGCUAAUGGACUUCCAGGACCAGUAGGCAUGAAAGGUGAACGAGGAGAACCAGGUUAUGGUGGACAAAAAGGUGAUCAAGGUCCAUCAGGUCCCCCGGGUAUUGAUGGUUUACCAGGUCUUCCAGGAGCAAUGGGCCAACCAGGUGCCCCAGGUCUAUCAGGAGAAAAAGGUUUUUCUGGAUUACCAGGAUCAAGUGGAAAACCAGGCAUGCCAGGCUUACCAGGUGCCAAAGGUGAACGUGGUUUGAAUGGAGGACCAGGAUUGAAUGGAGCACCAGGUUUAUCAGGUGAAAAAGGUGUUCCAGGCUUUCCAGGACCCUCAGGGCCCAGUGGAUUACCAGGCAUUCCGGGUGGUUCAGGACAAAAGGGUGAUCGAGGUCACCCUGGUUCACCAGGACAAGCAUGUACAUCAUGCGUUCAAGGUGCACGAGGUGACCGAGGUUACCCAGGUUCACCCGGUCUAUCAGGUCAAAAAGGAGAACCAGGCAUUUCAGCUUCACGUGGAGCAACAGGCGAACGUGGACCACCAGGUCUUUCUGGCGCACCAGGUCUUCCAGGAGCACCUGGUAAAGAUGGUUUACCGGGUCUUCCAGGCAGUAAAGGUGAACGAGCCAUUGGUCAAGCAGGUAUAAAAGGUGCUAUUGGUGAACCAGGUCUUCCAGGUCCAACAGGUCUACCGGGAACACCUGGUGAACGUGGAUAUCCAGGUGGCAAUGGAUUACCUGGUGCACCGGGUGAACGAGGUUUACCAGGUCCUUCAGGAUUACCAGGUCCUUCUGGACUUCCUGGUGCUCCUGGACAAAAAGGUGAUAAUGGAUACAAUGGAUCACCUGGACAAAAAGGAGAAGCAGGUCCAUCUGGUUUGAAUGGACCACCAGGCAUGAACGGUAUGCCGGGAGCCAAAGGUGAAUCAGGUCUACCAGGCCGUGAUGGUGGUGUUGGCAUGCCAGGUCAUAAAGGUGAACGUGGUGGAAACGGAUUUCCAGGUAUGUUCAUUCAAUAUUUUUUCGAACUGAUUGAUCUGAUUUCUUUACCAUAUGAUAUAGGUGUUCCGGGCGCUAAAGGUGCUGCAGGUUUAGCAGGUUUUCCAGGUGCACCCGGUCUUGCUGGUCCCCCAGGCCAACCAGGCAUUAAUGGACUUCCAGGACAAAAGGGUGAUUCAGGUUUACCAGGUUUACCAGGCGCAAAUGGUCCACCGGGAUUAAAUGGUGCCCCUGGUCCUGCAGGAGAUAGUGGUAUGCCAGGUAUGCCAGGUCAAAAGGGUGAACCAGGUUAUGCUACUGCUGGACCCAAGGGUGAACAUGGUCCAAGUGGUCGUGAUGGAAUGCCAGGUCUUUCGGGAGAGAAAGGAAAUCCAGGUUUUAGUGGAGCUCCUGGUGUUCCAGGUCGAGAUUGUGAUACACCUAUUGUUGGUCAAAAAGGUGAUGCUGGUAUACCAGGUCUCCCAGGUCCUCCAGGUUUACAAGGUGCUCCUGGUGCACCAGGCAAAGAUGGUCUUCCGGGCGCUCCGGGUCUUCCUGGUUUAUCAGGUACAAAAGGAUUUGAUGGCGCACCAGGUAGAAAUGGUCCACCAGGUCCUCCAGGUGAACGUGGUUUUGCUGGAAUGCCAGGACAACCUGGUUUACCUGGAGAAAAAGGAGGUCCUGGCUUCCCAGGUAGUCCAGGUAUUCCCGGAGCAAAAGGUGAUCGUGGUUUCGAUGGACGUCCCGGUUCAAACGGUUUACCAGGUGCACCCGGUCCCAGAGGUGAAUGUGGUCCAGCACAAGAAAUCCGAGGCAUCCCAGGUCCCAAAGGAGAUCAAGGUCCAGCAGGAUUUCCAGGCUCACCAGGAUUACAAGGACCACCAGGUUCACCUGGUGCACGAGGAGACAAUGGUCCACCAGGCCAACCCGGUCAACCAGGUUUACCAGGUUAUGUUGGACCUAAAGGUGAACGUGGUAAUCCAGGUCUUCCAGGUGUAAGUGGUAUUGCUGGUCCACCAGGUGCUAAUGGUCCUCCUGGUCCACCAGGCCCUGGUCUUCAACGAACUGGUUUCUUAGUUGUACGUCAUUCACAAUCAGCUCAAGUACCAGAUUGUCCAUCAGGCAUGGUUAAACUAUGGGAUGGCUACAGUUUACUUAUGAUGCAAGGCAACGAUCAUGGAUAUCAUCAAGAUCUUGGUUCGGCUGGUUCAUGUCUUCAAAAAUUUUCUGCAUUACCAUAUUUACGUUGUGAUCAUACAAAUGUUUGUUAUUAUGGUCAAACAAAUGAUUUAACAUAUUAUUUAUCAACAACAGAACCAAUGCCUAUGAUGCCUGUUCAACGUGAACAAAUUCGACCAUAUAUAUCACGUUGUGCUGUAUGUGAAGCACCUGCUAAUGUUAUGUCAUUCCAUAGUUUAUCAAUGACACCACCACCAUGUCCAAAUGGUUGGAAUAUUUUAUGGCAAGGUUAUAGUUUUGUUAUGCAUCUUGGUCGUGGUGCACAAGGCGGCGGUCAAUCAUUAGCAAGUCCUGGUUCAUGUUUGGAAGAUUUCCGUGCAACACCAUUUAUUGAAUGUUCUGGAACCGAUGGUAAUUGCAUGUAUUAUGCUAAUAAAUUUAGUUAUUGGAUGACAGUUAUUGAUCAAAAUAAUCAAUUUGAAGUGCCACGUCAAGAAACAUUGAAAUCUGGAAAUCAUAGAAAUAAGAUAAGUCGUUGUACGGUUUGUUUGAAGACUCAGCAAGGUACUGGUCAAGGUGGUUAUCAAAGUGGCAAUUAUUACGUGGGACAAACAUUGAAAAAACAUUAG
Molecule: messenger RNA, 5445 nt
Organism: Rotaria sp. Silwood1
Lineage: Eukaryota; Metazoa; Rotifera; Eurotatoria; Philodinida; Philodinidae
Source: the annotation of a GenBank genome assembly